Molecule: messenger RNA, 4105 nt
Organism: Polyodon spathula (Mississippi paddlefish)
Lineage: Eukaryota; Metazoa; Chordata; Actinopteri; Acipenseriformes; Polyodontidae
Gene: rab9b
Product: RAB9B, member RAS oncogene family
Exons: 2
Coding region: 686-1294 (202 amino acids)
Biological process (GO): retrograde transport, endosome to Golgi; Rab protein signal transduction
Cellular component (GO): lysosome; phagocytic vesicle; late endosome
Molecular function (GO): GTP binding; GTPase activity
Source: RefSeq, a predicted model, not a curated record
AAUAAAUAAAUAAAUAAAAAGUGGCGUAUUACAUUUUCGUUCUUCACAGAUUUACAUCAACAGGAAACAAAACCGCGUUUUGCAAAUUAAAUCGCACCACAAAGCGUCAUGGCAAAUGCUAUUAAAAAAAAAAACCCAAACAAACAAAAACAACCCACAAUAUCUAUAUCAAAACUAAAUAUGAAAGCUGUACCGCAAAAGUCAAUACAUUAUAAAUUAUUUGAUCCGGUACUGUUAAAUCUCAAUUCUCCACGCAUGCGCCGCUCUGCAACAGUCAGUAGUACUGGAUUGAGGGCAGGAAAGGAAGCAGCACGUAUAUUUCACUUGUGGCAAUGGAAUUGGCAAUGCAACAUUAAACUAGACAGUACUGGUAUGGAGUGGUUGGGUUAGACAUACAGAGUACAUGUAAUUAUUUUGAGCGUGUGUUUUGUUUACUAGUGGACGGGGUUGUAUCGCCCUCUAGCACCAGGUUUUGAUAAAAUCAAAAGCACAACGAGCGCGCCCCCGACGAACGUCAGGGGCGCGCUUGAUCUGGGAGUGACGCGGCUGCGCGGCACCUGCAGUUCGGUUAAUAAGAAAAAGGGUCAGCACACCAAAAAAAAAAAAAAAAAGUAACUGAAAUCGCUGUCACUCAGGUGCAAGAGGAGGCUGCAAUUUGGAGACUGAUUCCCAGUCAGCUCCCAUUAUGAGCGGAAAGUCGCUGCUGCUGAAAGUGAUCUUGCUGGGGGACGGCGGGGUGGGGAAGAGCUCCCUGAUGAAUAGGUACGUCACAAACAAGUUCGACUCGCAGUCCUUCCACACCAUUGGGGUGGAGUUCCUGAACCGGGACCUGGAGGUGGACGGGCGCUUCGUCACACUGCAGAUCUGGGACACGGCGGGGCAGGAGCGAUUCAAGAGCCUGCGUACUCCCUUCUACCGCGGGGCCGACUGCUGCCUGCUCACUUUCAGCGUGGACGACCACCAGAGCUUCGAGAACCUGGGCUGCUGGAAGAAAGAGUUCAUCUUCUACUCUGACGUGAAGAAGCCGGAGAGAUUCCCCUUUGUCAUCCUGGGGAACAAAGUGGACAAGAGCGAGAGGCAGGUGACCCCAGAGGAAGCCCAGGUCUGGUGCCAGGAAAACGGCAGCUACCCCUAUUUCGAAACGAGCGCCAAGGACGACACAAAUGUGGAGGUGGCGUUUGAAGAGGCUGUGAGGCAGGUGCUGGCUGUGGAGGAGCAGCUGGAGCACUCCAUUCUGGGCAACACCAUUGACCUCCAUGGCAACCGCAAGGCUUCCUCUUCUUCCUGCUGCUGAGACUGAGUGGACGGCGCCUACCGUCAGCUCCCCCUCUGUCUCUCUCAGCUCACUUUGUUGGCUGCUGCUUUACCUUGGCUGCUGGAGUUGUUUAAGAAAAGGGUCAGGGAGGAAGCAUCUGAUGUAUUCUGUGAUACAGGUCUGUAUUUUUAGGUAGGCCCUCCGGCUGUGGAGUUAAUGGCCCACCAGUUCAACGUGGCAGGGUGCUUCAAAAAUGGAUAUGUGGAGGCUGCAAAACAGUAUAGAAUAAAUGGCUGAUCUGGAACCACUUCCUAGCCUUCCAAGCAUAUACUCUCUUGUUACUGGCAAGUAAAAUUAUAUAAUAAAUGUAAGCUGUUUGAGAUAUAUUGGAUCGGAGACAGAAUAAAGCCAGACGAGGAUCCUGUUUUUCAUUGGUACAGCAAUGGAAAAGUUUGCUUUUAGAGAGAGAAUUCCAGUACAGCCUAACUCUCUACUAAGAACCCUUCUGAAAACCAACCCAGUCUGAUAGCCAUUGAAGAGCAUCUUCUCCCUGUCUUUCUGUUCAUAGACCCCAUGAGCUGGACUGAACUGCUAUUUUUUUUUCUGGCCUUCUAAGCUAAUAAUGAUCGACCUGAUCUGCUGUGGCUACCAGAUCUAAAGAUGGGGUAACCAAGUUAAAAUGGCUCGGUAAUUUAUACGUAGAAUCAAGUCUUGCUUUAUUCAUUCUCCACUUUGCUGCUGUUAACAAGACUGUAUUGGCAGCUGGCGUGGCUUUUUAUGCACAAGUCAGUAGUUUGUAUCAGGCAGGGAUAUUUAAAGGGAAUUUUUUAGCUGGCAAUCUUGAAUUUUAUAGUUUUGCUUGGCAUUGUGUUUGCAAAACUUUUUGCAUUUUAUAUCUUUUUUAUUUAAAUAAUUGUUUGCAAGGGUUGUAAAGUGACUUGGGGGGAGUUUCAAGCUUUUUCAUAUUUGACUAAACCUAAACUUGAAAUUUGUUAGUUACUUUUUUUUUUUUUUUUUUUUUUGGUCUGUGAAAUGCUUGGAACUAUUUUAUCCAGAUACUAGCAGUGUGCUAGGCAUUGUUGUAUUUAUUAAUCAAGUAAAUGGUACAGUGGGUUUCUCCAUAUAAAUCACAGUGACAUUUCAGGUGAUAAAGGUAUGUUUACAUUCCAUAUUUGUCUGUACCAUUGUAUGCCUAACAUGAAACCAGAAAUAAUGAGCCAAAGUACCCUAUGGUACACUGUGAUCAAAACUGUCAUUUUAGGCCUUGCAUUGUUGGUCCUAUUUAUUUGACUCCUUCCCUUAAGAUAGAUAAACAAGACUUUUAAAAUUCCAUUUCACUGUUUAUUCCAGGUACCUCUUCACUAGAUAAAUGGUCCAACCGCAGCUAGGCCACUGGACAGAAUCUGACAAACAGCAAAGGAAAUGAUUGACAUUUCAAAGAUUUGAUCUGUACUUACAAAAACACAAGAUUUGUAUUGCUACACUAAACGCUUAUGUUAUAACCUUGACUCCCGGCUGUGCCUGCCCCUACCUUCAAGUUCGGUUUCAGUAGUUUGAGGUUAUUUGCUGAUGUUUUGGAUUUGCUUCAGUACUGAAAGUAAAUGUAAUAUUUUUUGUGAAUUCUUUUUACCUAUGUCUAACAGUGGUCCUGUAUAAAUAAAGAAGAGGCUAAACUAAAAAGCAGUGGACUUCUGAACUAGUCUUAGAUUCUGACAGGGUAGUCUUUGUCAUGUGUGGUCCUGUCAACGUUCACAGGUGUCCUUGUAACUAAAAGCAGACUGGGGUGAUGGUGUGAUACGUUCAGUCCUGUUAUAAUCUCUAUCCUAUAAAUGUUAUCUCCAGAAUCUGUUACAGAAGCCACAGAAAACAUAAAGGACCUGUUAUAUUUCAGUUUAGCAGUGUGUAACUUGUAACUCUAUCCUCUUUUUUUUCUGCUUUGUGCACAGCAAGGAUGAGAGCGCACGUCAUUGUUAUUGGAUAAACUGUUCAUUACAAAUGGAUGUAGCACUAAAAAAAAAAUCAUGAAAAGGAAAUGUCAAUUAAUAUUUUUUUUGUAUUUCUACUUGUAGAUAAUUUAGUAUACGAAAGUCUGUCUUCAGAGUUAUAGUCUCUUAAAGCAUGGGUGUAUUCUAUUUAAUGAUCUAAAUACAGCCAACUCAAAUUUCAGAUUUAAAUGAAGACUGUACGCUAUUUACACUACCCAAAUUAUGCAGGAUCAACACAUUUUGAUGGUAAAUAGCAAUCUGAUUUUCUCAAUUCAUGCUGACAGUGUUUUACACAGGUAGUAUGAAUAUAAUAUAGAGGGUGCAUGGGUCCUGCACCCUCCUCCUCAGAACCUAGGAUUUUACCCUUAUUUUUUAAAUGGUUAAGGAAUGGAAAUAAGACUUCUGUUGCAUAGCAGUUUAAUCCACUUGUGGUUUCAUUAUGAGUAUAAGACAACAUACCUGAGCUUAUAUUAAAACCUGGACUCGGUGAAACUGCUAUCCAAUAGAAGUCUUAUUUCUAUCCCUGUGGUUAGGUGGAACAAAGAUCUGAUCUGGAAGAGGCAGUAUUGCCCACUUGAUAUAGAUCAUUAAAAUAGACCCUGCAAUCUGAGUCUGUCCUUUUUGAUAGCUUGCUGGGAUGGGUGUACUGUAUGUGUUGUGUCUUUUAUUGUGUUUUUUUUUUCUGAUCCAUUUGCAUUCAGUGUUCAUUAGGCCCUAUUGCUAGGGCUGCACUAGUGACGUCAGCCCCUGAUGGGCUACGGAUUGAGGAUAACUGAACUAAACUUCACAUCCUCUGUCUUACAUAACUUCAGGACAGAUAUUACUAGUGUGGUAUUUACUGCCAUGCCAUGGUGCAUAUUUCAAA